Messenger RNA from Wasmannia auropunctata (little fire ant), 3995 nucleotides. It is a transcript of the gene Tsf3, whose product is annotated as transferrin. The record is from RefSeq and is a predicted model, not a curated record. Gene Ontology annotation, biological process: iron ion transport. The transcript has 15 exons. Lineage: Eukaryota; Metazoa; Arthropoda; Insecta; Hymenoptera; Formicidae. Gene Ontology annotation, cellular component: plasma membrane; early endosome; recycling endosome. Bases 1450 to 3615 code for a protein of 721 amino acids.
UUUACGUCGGAUCGGCGCUGGGUAUCACCAGCUACGCGUGAUACAUGCCACUGAACAGUCAGAAGCUUCGUUCGGUCGACCGUCGUUCAUCCGUCUCGUUCGGGAUUCGCGGGCUUUCAUGUUCAGUGCGGUUACUUUAAACUCGCGAUCGCGUGUCAGAUGAUAUUUUCAACCGCGAGUUCUCGCGGUCUUCUCACAGGCGUAUUCUCAGCGGAACACGCGUCUCUCGCGUUCGCCUGCCCACGGGAACGCCACGGAUUAAGCAAGAAGAGCGAGAAACCGCGGAGAAGCAUGGCGAGAAUCUCGGUGGAAAGGCACGCGAUGGGAGAACGGAGAGAUUAAACGCGAAUCUUCAAGUCGGAUCAGCAUUCCUCGCAAUCGGAGUGACAGAAGAAGCGAGCAUCUCUUCGUAAACUCAGGCAUUUAAAUCUGAGAAUUUUUGGAGUAUUUCAAGCAAUUUGACGGUACCUAGUUGAGAAUUUGCCGAGGAAUAUAUUUUGGAGCUUAGGCCGAUGUAAAUGUUUAAUCGGUAAAUAGCUUCAUGAAACAAAAUUAAUUUUAGUUUUUUAAUUAUAAUCGGCCGCGGAUUCUAUGUGGAUUCAGCAAUACGAGCAGUUUGGUCGGUUCUACAAAAAGGCAUUCCUUACGUCGACAAAAAGUCUCAAGGACAGAAAGCGAAAGUGUGCGAUUCCACCAACCACAUUUCGGCACCGGUAUAGAACGCGUGCUCUAAACACAAGAAAUCACGUUGUCGAUCCUACUCGUCCCGCGAAAAUUAUUACAUAUAUCAUUGAAAAAACGAUGCAUUUUUUAACAAUAGUCUCAACGACUAAUCCGGUUUUUAUAUGCCAAGGAAAACACGUGCUUCGCGGCGCUGCAUUAUUUUACAUUUUUAUUAUUGGCUAUUUUAUUUUACAUAUUCAUGUCUCGACCAUACCUCUGCUAUUCUAGAAAGAUAACGUUUCCAUUUGAAGCUUAUUUGUUUCGCUGAUUAAAUGCCGUAUGAAUAUUUGGGAUGUGUAUUUAGAAAUCAAUAUUAUUAUUUCGAAUUCCGAAUAUUAUUUUGAACGUCCUUCUUACAAGUUAUCCUUGAUAAAUGUAUUGAAAGAUUUUUCAAUUUUUGAAAAUAAAACGACGAUGUUUGGUCGCACAAAAUGUUGAACUAAACGGAUAAUAAUUUAUUGUAAUUAAAUAUAUGUGAUGUGUUUAGAGUGCAGGCGACUCCGAUUCGCGCGUGUUGGUUCAGCAAAAUAUAACUCGGUGAUAACUAUAUCGUGUAGCACAGCGCGAUUACUGUAUGGAUGUUCUUCGCAUGAUAACAGUGACCGCGUCAAAUAAAUCAUGCGAGUGCGAUGACGUUAAUUGGAAAAUCUCUUUUUGGGAAAUUCUGUUAAACGCAAGAUUCUUUCAUUAAAAAAGGAACGGUGCAGCACAGAGCGAAGGUCGACUAUGGAUCUUCGUAUCUCUUGUUGGCUCAUUUUCUCUCUCGUCACAGCUUUCGUAAAUAGCUACGAAUAUAUCAGUGCUGCUAACAAGUGGACGUUGUGCUUAGUCGAUAGUGUACAUACUACACCAAGAAUUCUUUCACUCUGCCCGAAACUGGCUAAGAGUCCGAUAGAAUGUGUCACAGAAACUGAUAGAUUUGCUUGUUUACGUCGAGUAGCCAAUGGUGACGUCGAUGUCACCGUAUUGGAGCCAGAAGAACUCGUGGCGAUAAGAAACUACAAACUAUACAGUGUUCUAGUCACGAAUGAAUUAAGACUCUUCCCAGACGAUGAUCAUCGUUUUCAAAUAGUGGCCAUAGCGCACAAAAAUGUGCAACGCAUAUGGGACGUUAAGGGCAAGCGAUUGUGUCAUCCCGGUUUAGAUAAUACGGAUGAUAUGACUAAAAUUUUCUCGACGUACUUCGAGAAUCUAAUAAUUAAAAAAGAAUGCGACGCAAACAUGACGCUGUUCGAGAACAGAAUGCAUGCUCUGUCCAACUACUUCGAAACGGCUUGCAUCGCUGGUCCUUGGUCAGCAGACACAGUAUUUGAUUAUCAGUUGAAAACGAAAUACAGGAAUCUAUGCGCAGCUUGCGAGAGACCAGCUAGCUGUUACAACAGCGACAAGUAUUACGGACGGGAGGGUGCCCUAUUGUGCCUCACCGAUGGCAUGGGUGACGUUGCCUGGGUCAGAUUGGGCGACGCUCGCGUACACUUCAAGAUGAUCGACGUGCAAGAUUACAAGUUUCUAUGCCCGGACGGCACCACGAAACCGCUCAAUUUCAAGGAACCUUGCGUCUGGAUAUCAAAACCGUGGCCGGUCAUCGUAGCUAAACCAUCGAAUGCCGAAAAUAUCGCCCACAUUAUGAAUUCGAUGAUGAACAGAACGUUCAGUUGGGAAUCGAACGUCUUGCAGCUGAUGGAGAACUAUUACAUCACCUCGACUGACGUGAAAGAACUACAAACGCCCGACGACUAUUUACAUCGAUAUCCAAAUUUCCUGAGUGCCAACGUUCGAACGGGCUGUCAGCCAUCAAGAGAAAUACGUUGGUGUCUGGUAUCCAGUCUCGAGAAGCGUAAAUGCAGCUGGCUAAGAGACGCUUCUGUUGUUUACGGCGUGGAACCGUUGAUCUCCUGCCUUGAGGAAGAAAGCAGAGAAGCAUGCGUGGAGGCCAUACGGAAAGGAAGGAUGGACAUUUUCUUGGCGCGACCCGACGAGCUUUUCGAGAACAGAAUGAUGGGUCUGAAGCCUAUUAUCCACGCGAUGGCGAACAGCCGGCAAGAAUUAAACAGGAUCGUGGCGGUUGUCAAGAGAAAUUCCAGAUUCAGAGUUAUGAAGGAUCUCAAAGGUGCCAAGGCGGCCUUCACGGGCUACAGAAGCGUCGGUUGGAACGCAUUUGUAACGUUAAUGAGGAACGAGUCGGACGGAAAUUGGGAUUGCUCGGACGCGCAGGCCGUUUCGAAAUUCUUCAAAGAUAGCUGUGUCCUCGGUUGGAACAACAAAAAUAAUGGCAACGAGCUCCCGGCCAAUUUAUACUCGUUAUGCAAAGAAGGUGCGGAGCAUGCGGGCGACGAUCUAAGUACCUUUAACUACUUGGCUUCUGGUGUUGUCGACGUUGCUUUCGUCAAUCUGAAGAUCAUAGAAAACAAAACGGAAGCCGGUGAUUUUUAUUACGAGAAAAUUGAUACCAAGUAUACAAAUCGGUUGCCCAAGUACAGAGUAUUAGGCCCGACCUUGGCAGAAGCUAUAAAAAGAGUACCAUAUUUGCUCGCAUGGACGCCUCUCGGCUCGAUAAUGGCGCACGAGAAUAUCACGGAUCUGAGACGCCAGGAAAUCUAUACGAUGUUGCUUGAAAUGGAUAAGAUAUUUGGAAGGAAAUUCAACGGACAGGCACCCACAUUCUUGUUAUACGGACCUUACGAGGAUAAUCACGGUGUUAUCUUUCCCGAUGGCACACGCUACUUACAGUUACACGGUCAUCAGACAUUAAAGGGACGUAGUUACGACGAAAUCGUGGAAGAGCUCGUGCAACAAGAAGCUUGCAGUACUGCUAAUGCAUGGAUGUCUGAUUCAGAAGUUCUUUUCCUAUCCAUUGUAAUCUUCGUUCUAAGCCGAUUAUUGCACUGCUGACGAUGGAUGGAUGGACUAUGCUCUCUACAUACGUAAAUAGAGUAGUUCAUUAUUGGUAAUGUAACAAUUUUGCAUAAAUUUUUUUUUUAAGCAGAGUUUCUCUUUCGAGAAAAAUCAUAUUUGGAGAUUGCAAAAUGAAUAAUUAAUAACAAUUAAGUUUGCAUAAUUUUCUAUGACACGGUGCCAUAUAUAUAUACUAAAAGAUAAUCAAGAACAAUUAUUACGACAUAUAAAUGUAAAAAUUCUUAUAAGAAACAUUUUUCUAUUUGACAAUCUUAACACACAUGUGUUUUCAAUAUUUGUCUAAGUUAUUAUAAAUAAUAAUUUACACAAAUAAUUUUUAAAAUAUUUGUAUAAAAUAUAUUCACAUAUUGUAUAUU